Molecule: messenger RNA, 2007 nt
Organism: Capronia epimyces CBS 606.96
Lineage: Eukaryota; Fungi; Ascomycota; Eurotiomycetes; Chaetothyriales; Herpotrichiellaceae
Exons: 5
Coding region: 1-2007 (668 amino acids)
Molecular function (GO): oxidoreductase activity
Source: RefSeq, a predicted model, not a curated record
AUGCUUGACUACGUCGUCGUCGGUGCCGGGCCAUCCGGGCUGUGCGCAGCAAAGACCAUCCUCGAAUGCGAGCCGGGCGCCAACGUGAAGAUCCUCGAUGCUAACAAGACUCUCGGCGGCGUCUGGGCCCUGGAGAACCUCUACCCGGGCCUGAAAACCAACAACCUGCGCGGUGGAAUCGACUUUUCCGACUUUCCCAUGCACGAUGGGUUCGGUGUCGCCGCAGGCCAGCAUGUUACCGGCGAGGCCAUGCACGCGUACCUCAGGGCGUAUGCUGAGCGCUCCAAUCUCGUCAGACUGAUUGACUUUGAGACCCAUGUCCAGGAGAUCGGGCAGCUUCCGAAUGGCCAGGGCUGGAGGCUGAAGGUCCGCUGUGCCAGACCAUCUGCGUCUGUGUCUGCGUCCAUUAACCAGAACACCAGCAACGAACAUGAAAUCCAGACCAAGAAACUGAUCAUUGCAACCGGCAUCACCAAUCGGCCUCAUCGGCCUUUUCUCAUCGGCGCAGCCGUGUUCGGAGGGCCCAUCAUCCACUCGGCCGAGCUGGGUGUGAAGGGCGCGGCGUUGAUGGACGACCCUGAAAUCGAGACCGUCACCGUCCUGGGAGGAGGCAAAUCUGCCUUCGACGCCGUCCAUCUGGCCGGCCGCACGGGACAUCGCGUCGAAUGGAUCAUGAGGAAGUCAGGCAAAGGGCCGGAAUGGAUUUUCCCCAGCCACACAACCAUCGGCCCGGUGUCGGUCGUGCGCGAGCGACUGGCCACCCGACGCAUCUUGACUUGCUUCAGCCCGUGUCUGUGGAAGGAUGGUUUGGGCUGGAUCCGACACUGGCUGCAUGGCACUGCGGCCGGGAAAUGGCUCAGGCGCAAGUUCUGGGCCAACUUGCACGCGAAGACGCUGGACCAGUGCGGCAUGUUGAAGGAUGCGAGGACGAGAGUGUUGGAGCCCGAGACCAGUCCUUUCUGGUACGGCACCGCGUCCGGCAUCUACAGCUACGAGCCGGACCUCUACGCGAUGGUCAAGACGGGCCAGGUGCGCGUGCACCGCGAGGACAUCUCGUACCUGGCCAAGAACAACAUCACGCUGGGCAGCGGCCAGUCCUUGCCAACCGACGCCCUCAUCACCGCAACCGGCUUCUCGACCCAGCCGACGCUGCAGUUCACCCCGUCGAGCAUCCACUCCGACCUGGGCAUCCCGUCGGCCUCGCUCAGCCCACAGCAGUAUGAGUUCUGGGCCCGGCUCGACGCCGAGGCCGAUCUGACCAUCGCCUCCAAGUUCCCCAGUCUCCUCGUCGGGCCUGUCAUCUCGCCGGGCAGCUAUCGAGCGACGGCCACGCAGCACUACAGCCGGGCCAUGUUCUUCGACACGGACAGAAAUAAAUACACUCCGUUCCGACUGUACCGGGGCAUCGCGCCGCCGGGGCUCACCGCUCAGGGAGACCACUCGGUGGUGUUUAUCGGCAUGUUCUCCAACCUGGCCAAUACGCCGCGCUGCGAGCUACAGUGUCUAUGGGGGUAUGCCUACUUGAACGGCAAAUUGCACCACAUCUACAGCGACAGCGACAGAGAUACCGACACCAACAUUCACAGCGAUGCUGACACCAACACCAUCACUAACACCGACAACACCAACACCAUCAUCAACUCCAACUCCAACUCCAACACUACCGUCAUCGACCCUGUUGCCAUCUAUCGAGACACUGCCCUGAUGAGCCGCUAUGCCAAGCACCGCGCCCCCUACGGCCACGGCAGCCAUUUCCCCGACUUGGUGUUCGAUCAACUGCCUUACUUCGACUUGUUGCUGCAGGAUCUCAAGCUCAAGUACUGGCGCAAACAUAACCUGGUGGCUGAACUAUUCGCGUCGUACGUCAGCACCGAUUACGCGGGUGUUGUUCAAGAAUGGAUCAAAGACAAUGGGAGCAGCCAUAACGCAACAGAGCCGCCAUCGCAGAAUAACGAGGACUUAUCCACUUCGGAAGAAAGUCAACCACUGCUCCAGCCACUGCUCUAG